GGAAUGAAUGCAAGCAUGCAGCACAGACAGCCACCAUGACUCCUGCUUUGAACCCUGAAGAAGAGACCCAAGCAUCUAUAGGAUGACUGACAGCUGCACCUUCUGAAUCCCAGAAUGCCUGUUGUGCCAGUACUUGGGGAAUCCUCCUCCCACCAUGCUGUACCUGUUGCGCUCACCUGCUCCUGGCUGAUUCUGCUAUUUCAUUCAGCUUUUGGUCAGAAACCUGCCAAGCUGCCUCUGAUUGGCCGAAAACCUUUCAUUGCUGCCUGGAAUGCUCCACUGGACUUAUGCACCUUCAAGUACAACAUAACCACCAACAUUAACCACCUAUUCCACAUCCAGGGAAGCCCACGUGCUGAUUGGACAGGCCAGAACGUCACAAUUUUCUAUGCCAACCGGCUGGGCUACUACCCUCACUACACAUCACGUGGCAAAGCCGUCUUUGGUGGCCUACCUCAAAACUGCAGCCUGGACCGACACCUGUUCAAAGCCUACCAGGACAUCAACCACUUCAUACCUGCAGAGGACUUUCGUGGCCUGGCUGUUAUCGACUGGGAGUUCUGGCGACCUCAGUGGAGUCGUAAUUGGCACAAAAAGGACAUCUAUAGACGCAAAUCAAAGGAGCUAACCAAGAAAGCAUACAUCAACGUGACUGCAGCACAGGUGGAGGAACUGGCACGGCGGAGGUUUGAGAAAAGUGCCAAGAUGUUUAUGCUAAAAACCAUUCAGCUGGGGAGACAGCUCCGGCCCAGUGCCCUCUGGGGUUUCUACCUCUACCCUGAUUGCCACAAUUACAACCUGCACGAUCAGAACUAUACAGGCUUUUGCCCCCUGCUGGAGAGGCUGAGGAAUGAUGAGCUGGUGUGGCUAUGGAACAGCAGCAUGGCCCUCUAUCCCUCUGUCACAAUCAGGAAGCAUCACAGCAACAGCAUCAGCAACCUGCACUUCACCCAGCACAGGAUCAGAGAGUCGCUCCGAGUCGCCUCACUGACCUCAAAGGAGUAUGAUCUUCCCACCUAUGUGUACCUAAGGCUGGGCUACCGAGAUGAGGCCCUCAACUUUCUCACUACAGACGAUUUGAUCCACACUAUAGGGGAGAGUGCUGCACUGGGAGCUGCAGGAUUUGUCAUCUGGGGAGAUUUAAAUUUGACCUCAUCCAGGCAUAACUGCACCCACGUCAGGUCCUUCCUAAGCCACCGUUUGGGUCUGUACAUCACCAAUGUGACACGGGCAGCAGAAAUCUGCAGUGAAUUCCUGUGCCAGAGUAACGGCCGCUGCAUCCGCCGGGACCCCCACGCCAGGCAUUACCUCCACCUGAGUGCUGACAGUUACCGCAUCCGUCCCUCUGGGGAUGGGGACUUUACUGUGAAUGGCUGGCAUUCACUGCAUGAACAGCAGCUACUAAUGGAGAGGUUUCGCUGCCACUGCUAUGAGGGCCACAAUGGUGAGAACUGCGACAGCAUCAACAAAGUGAGAGAAGAUAAAGGGCCAUGGGAGGAAGAGGAGGAGUACAAAGAUCACGACAAGAAGAGGACAGAGUGGGAAGAUGAACAGGGUGAACAGCAGGAGGCAGGAGAGAGUGCGGCAUCGCCAACUUGCGUCAGUCAUCACUUCACUUUAUUGCUCCUGUUGAAUGUAUUAUUAGUAAAGAUAUAUGUUUGAAGAUGGCUUCAAAAGAAAAAAGUUAGUUUCAAUUUAGCUUCGGGUACAUGUUACAUUUCAACACUGCAGUAAAUAUAAUGUUCUAAUUCAAAAUUUAGUUUUUAUUUUAUCCAAGGAUACUGACAUAAACUUGACUUUAUGCACCAUAAAGCUAAUUGCAGUAAUAGGAACGUCUUGCUGAUGCUGUUUGAUAAAUGUGCUAUAAACAGUUGCAAAAUCCCACCUGAAAUACAAUACAUGCAGAAAACAUGUCUCAUGAAAACACUUUACCCAAUCAGAAAAUGAUUGCCUGUCAGUCAAUUAUUUAUUUAUUCAGACUGAACAUUAUUUGUGGCCUAAAUCAUCACUGUACCCAUUGAAACAGAAGGAAAAAUGGAACUGCACAGCCAAUAUACAUGCUUAAAUUUAAUCAUUGUAACUCAUAUUGCAAAGAAAUCAUGUGAAAUGCUUUAUGGUUCAUGAACAAAGGCAGAGCUGGCUUGUCGCAUGAUGAUCCUUCGUUUUGCUUUGUCCACAAAAACCAAAGGGUGCUCAAAAUACAAUACUGCACAUGCAUAUGUGGGAGCACAAUUACAAAGACUUGAUGCAUUUUUAAAGACAUCCUUUAUUUGCAGUACCUUGAAUGAACUGUUACUAUACUUUGCGGUAUAUGUACAAAUUUAUAUUUUUGUAUUGUUACUUAUUACUUGUAGUCUUUCCAGGAGAUGUCACAAACAGUUUUGGAGCCUGUUAGGAUGCAGCAUAUAGCUGCUUUUAACUUCAGAAUACAUUCUGUUGGGUUUGUUACCCUAAAGAACAGGAAGACUUUUUAUAUUAUUGAUCUCUGGAUUUUGUAUUUAAUUCUACUUCAUCUCAGUGUGACUGGUAAAUGGCUACUGUCUCUGAAUGUACAACUGAAAGUGCAAGGAAGCACUCAACUGGAUGCAGGAGAUGGCACACACUAUAUCUGACAGACACAGCCUCUGGAAACUGAGGUCCUUUAAUUUCACCUUUUUACCAAAGUAUACCAGCUUUUUGAUGCCUCAGGUUCUCGUGAAACUCUUUAUUCAGUCUCUCUCUGUCUGUGUCCCAAUGUGCUUUUCUCUGGAUAAUACCAAGUAUAAAGCAUACUUAUAACUAUGAUGCCAAAGUUUACAAAACAAAGUUGUCAUAUCUAUUCACCAUUUGUUGUUUUAGAACCAGCCUCCAUCAGCAAAUACUGUUUGUUCAGUAAUACAACUGUAGAUGGUCUAACUUUCAUUAAUCUAUUAGGAAUUUAUUGAUUUUACCAAUCAAAACACAAUGUAAGAAAAUCUUCUAAUUCGGUAUCCUUGUUCCUAACAAAAACAGCUUAAAGUCAUUAGAUAAUAAAAUUCAGUGUUUUUACUUUUUCUUUUUUUUUUUAAAAAUAAAAUCAAUCCCCUAAAGUUUGCUUUACGUUCAGAUUGAACAAGUAUUUGUAAUGACACUAACCAGAAACAUUACCUUGGGAGGAGUUGGCAGUUAUGUAGUCAAAGAGACAGAAGAAAAAAGGGGUAGAAGGGGUAACCAAUAAUUUUAAUAUUUAACAUUAAGUAACAAUGAAGCACGUCACAUGGAUGGCUCAAGCCUGCCUUCAGGUUAAUGUUUUUAGGUUUUUACUUCAGACUUUGUGUAGCAAUUGUAACAAUUUCCUGUAGUCACUGUAUUCUUCAUUAAAUCUUAAGAUUGUAAACUACAUAUGUAACAAGGAGUGUGCAACACAUGAAAAAUGUUACCUGAAUGUAAAUGCACUGCUAAUAAACACUUU
Pelmatolapia mariae (spotted tilapia) is the source of this 3430-nucleotide messenger RNA. RefSeq names its product hyaluronidase 4 (gene hyal4). The record is from RefSeq and is a predicted model, not a curated record. Lineage: Eukaryota; Metazoa; Chordata; Actinopteri; Cichliformes; Cichlidae. Gene Ontology annotation, molecular function: hyalurononglucosaminidase activity. Gene Ontology annotation, cellular component: cytoplasmic vesicle. The coding region runs from base 115 to 1662 and encodes 515 amino acids. The transcript is spliced from 4 exons. Gene Ontology annotation, biological process: carbohydrate metabolic process; hyaluronan catabolic process.